ACUUGAGCAGGUUGUCUUCCAUCGUCACGUGGUCACGCGGAGAAUCUUUUUUUUUCUUCCCAAACCCAUCCAAAAAAAAAAAAAAAAAAAAAAAACAUCGGCGUGUUCACCAGGGUGGGUCUAUUAAGAUUGGACCACGACCGCUCCAUCCUUAAAUUUCCGUUUUCCGCUGGAUCGCCCUGCAACCUUCCCAGGUGAUGCCACCCCAAAGGCUUCCUUGCUGCCCGGCUGUGAAGGAGAAGGGCUGAUCGCUGUCCUCCUCCCGGUUCCAGUUGCUCUCCAGUCCACCCAGCGCCCUCUUCCCCGUCCUUCAACUGCACCAAUUCCAAACUGCGACGCUAACUGUCUUCAUCCAGACCCUGAAACCUUUACUACAAACGAUUAUACCCCCUGGCUGAGGGCCAAACCCAAUGGCUACAAGCGGUCAUGCCCCUGAGAUAGAUGUUUCGAUCAACCUGCAUCAGGUGAGGGAUGAUGAGGGCAAUGAGGAGGAAUCACUUGCUGACCAGAAGGAAGAGGAGGCGGAGGAGGAGGAGGAUUGGGACAAAGCACUGUCUGUCAAGUACUUUGCUGAAAUCAUCAGUGAAUCUACAUCUGUCAGUGGCGACAGGAUGGGUCGAAACUACACAGAAAAAGAUUUUGAGUAUCACAGGCACACAGUUCAUCAUAUCCACCACCCACUCUCCACCCACUUGCCCGUACCCCAGCGCUCACGCAAGAGGGUGCACGGCAAGGAGCGCAGGCGCAAAAAGAAACGGAAGAAAAGAAAGACGUCCCUGCCGCCCUCGGAAGUUACGCCCACCAUUCACGAAGUGGAUGAGGAGGACGCCGAGUCAGAAAUAGAGACUCAGGAGGCGGCUGCCGUGGCUGCCGAGUUACCGCCCGGCGUUGAAGCACAGUUUAGUUUGGAGAGUCAAGAGCACUUGGAGGAAGCCUUUUCAAUCGCCACAGUCCACACAGAAAAUGAGGAGCAUCACCGGCCCCCAAAAUUCACGCUCACGCUCAAGGGAGACCUUCAGAGUGGAGGAUACGCUGUCAUUGAGCAGCAUGAGGAGAAGGAAAAGGAGUCGGUGUCUAGCAACAGCAUUACCCCAGGAUGGGUGUCCCCCGCUGCCACUGCGACUCAGAGCUGGUUUUGUCGAAAGCCCACCCACCAUCGCGUGGCAGCCGCCCAGCGGUGCAACUACGACCUGAGGGAGCGGAUUUGCAUUGGCAGCAUGACUGCGGCUGAGACCGCCGUCUAUCAUCAAGUGCCAACCGAUGAAGCCGAGGCCCAGAUGUUGGCCACUGUUGACUUGGAUGACAUGAAAAGUCACAGAUUUGAAGACAACCCUGGGGUGAGACGCCACUUAAUGAAGAAAUCAUCCCGAUUUCAGGUUGGCCGUACCAGCAACAGUUCCACUCCACUGUCCAGCCUUAAGAAGAAGAAACGAGCGUCCGACAAGAAGACUCAUGAGUUGUUUGUAGAGCUCAACGAGCUGAUUGUGGAGAAGGACCAUGAAAUGCGUUGGAAGGAGCGUGCCCGCUGGAUCAAGUUUGAGGAGGAUGUCGAGGAGGAGACAGACCGCUGGGGCAAACCUCACGUGGCUUCGCUCUCUUUUCGCAGUUUACUGGAGCUUCGCCGCACAAUCACGCACGGGGCCAUUCUUCUGGACCUGGAGCAGAAUUCUCUCCCGGGAAUCGCCCAUUUGGUGGUGGAGACGAUGAUCAUCUCUGAUCAGAUUAGAGCUGAAGACAGAUCCUGCGUUCUCAGGGCCCUGCUACUUAAACACAGCCAUCCAAGUGACAUGAAACAUCGCUUUCAUCGCCACCACUCAUCAAGCAGUCUUCAUGGCAGUUUUAAUCACAACCACGUCCAGGACACCAGUCUGCCCCUUGUAGCCGAAGAAAUGGAAGAACACCAGGAUGGCAAAGGACCCUCAUAUGACCCCAAACAAGAUGUCUUUGUCAGCCUCUUUAAAUCUCUCCACCCCGUAUCUCCGGAGAGUCAUCCAGCGGCAGCCAGGUCUUUGAAACUCCUUGCCAAGAUACCGAGAGAUGCCGAAGCUGUCAUUGUUUUAGUUGGCUGUGUUGAAUUCCUGGAGCAGCCAGCCAUGGCCUUCGUAAGGCUAAAUGAGGCCGUGCUUCUGCAGUCAGUGUUGGAGGUCCCGGUUCCCGUUCGCUUUAUUUUUGUCCUGCUUGGUCCCAGUCAGUCCAAUGUGGACUACCACGAGAUUGGACGGUCCUUCUCAACACUUAUGUCUGAUAAGAACUUCCAUGAGGUGGCUUAUUUCGCCGACAACAGACAGGAUUUACUAAAUGGUAUCAACGAAUUUCUGGACUGCAGUAUUGUCAUUCCGCCAUCAGACGUGGCGGGCAAAGACCUCCUGAAGACAGUAGCUGAUUUCCAGAAACAGAUGCUGCGCAAGCGUAAGGAAAGGGAGCUGAAGAAGCACCAUUCCUCAUCUGGCAUGGAGCAGAACAACAGAGAUAUGACUCAAGAAGAAGAGGAGGAAGGAGACCAAGAGAUUGACCCAUUGAAACGUUCAGGGAUCCCUUUCGGAGGACUGAUUCAUGACAUUCAGCGUCGCUACCCGAACUACAUCAGCGACUUGAAAGAUGCUGUGGACAUGCAAUGCAUCGCUGCAGUUAUCUUCAUUUACUUUGCCGCACUGUCACCCACCAUAACCUUUGGUGGUUUGUUAGGGGAGAAAACAGAUGGCAUGAUGGGAGUGACUGAGCUUAUUGUUUCAACUGCAACACUCGGAGUUAUAUUCUCACUGCUAGCUGGUCAGCCUCUUCUCAUCAUAGGAUUCUCCGGGCCCUUGCUGGUGUUUGAGGAAGCAUUCUACAAGUUCUGUCAGGCCUACGAUUUUGAGUACCUUACUGGUCGAGUGUGGAUUGGGUUCUGGCUCAUCUUCAUUGUCCUGCUGAUUGUGGCGGCGGAGGGCAGCUUUCUUGUUCGCUUCAUCUCACCCUUUACUCAAGAGAUAUUUGCUUUCCUGAUCUCCCUCAUUUUCAUCUAUGAGACCUUCUCAAAGCUCAUCAAGGUGUUUCAAGAACAUCCAUUGAUGGCAUGGUACCCCGGUGAUACCACCCCACCGUCUGAGCUUCAGGACAUCCAGAACCAACCCAACACUGCACUGCUGUCUCUUGUCCUUAUGAUGGGCACUUUCUUUGUGGCUUUCUUCCUCAGAAAAUUCAGAAACAGUCGAUUUUUAGGUGGCAAGGCAAGAAGAAUCAUUGGGGACUUUGGUAUUCCCAUUUCAAUUUUAUUUACUGUGUUGGUAGAUUACUGCAUCACUGACACUUACACACAGAAACUCAAUGUACCAUCUGGAUUUUCAGUCACUUCCCCUAACAAAAGGGGUUGGUUCAUCAGUCCCUUUGGUGACAAGCAGCCAUUUCCCACCUGGAUGAUGGGAGCCUCCAUUGUACCCGCCCUUCUUGUAUUCAUCCUCAUUUUCAUGGAAACUCAGAUUACUUCGUUGAUUGUCAGUAAGAAGGAGCGUCGCCUGGUGAAAGGCUCUGGAUUCCACCUGGACUUGCUGCUCAUUGUCAUUCUCGGAGCCCUCUGUCCACUCUUUGGCCUGCCAUGGCUCACGGCGGCCACGGUGCGCUCGGUCACUCAUGUCAAUGCCCUCACAGUCAUGAGCAAGGCCACCGCUCCCGGAGAGAAGCCCAUGAUCCAGGAAGUGAAAGAGCAAAGGCUGACGGGGCUUCUUGUUGCUGUGCUCGUUGGAAUGUCCAUUGUGAUGACCGACGUGCUGCGCCUCAUCCCUCUGGCUGUGCUAUUUGGCAUCUUCUUGUACAUGGGGGUCACCUCUUUGACGGGGAUCCAGUUGUAUGAACGCAUCACUCUCAUGGUCACACCGGCAAAGCACCACCCGGAUCACAUUUACGUCACCAAGGUGAAGACAUGGCGUAUGAACAUGUUCACCCUCAUCCAGCUGGGGUGCAUUGUGGCCCUGUGGGUCGUGAAGUCCACCGCCGCUUCCCUGGCAUUCCCCUUUGUCCUCAUCAUGACUGUGCCAUUGCGCCGCGUCAUCCUCUCGAGGAUUUUUGAGGAACGUGAGCUCCAAGCGCUGGAUUGCGACGAAGACUCCCCCAACUUCGACGAAGACGGACGGGAUGAGUACAACGAGAUUCACAUGCUCGUAUAAAGUCGAAUUUGCCAAGAAGCCCUCGUCUUCUUCAUACUCUUGGCCUCUUGAGACUCGACAUGACAAGGGUCACAGGGCAAAACAUUAACAAAUGUGUCAUUUAAUAGAGCGAUAAUCUAUAUUUUUUUCUUUGCGUUAAAAAAAGAAAGUGUAAUCUCAUUGUACGGACCUCGUAAUGUUGGUGUGGUUUAAAAUUCCCUGAAAUUGUUUGUGAGUCCCUUAGCUGAAGUCAGUGAAAAUGACAACAAAUAUGUCUAUCCCUUUAAUUCCAUUGCAGGCUUCGGGCAUAUGUGCAAUUUAAUGGUCACCUCUUAGACAACAGUCAGGGGUUGGUGGAUGAAUGUUGGGGAACAGUUUUAAUUUCCCGUCAUCACCGAUAUAUUCCGAAAGUCAUUGAAAUCCCCGAAUGCCAAAGGAUGAUGCAGGAAAGUAAGCCAAAUGAUACUGCAUGUGUAGAUUUAGCUGCCUUGAAACAACUGCCGUUUCUUUUAAAACACUAUAUGUAAAAAAUGGGUAAGUACAGUUGUGAUAUAGUUGUUUACACUCAUUAUUUGAAAACUUGGCUUUGAAUCCAUUUGGGAUUUUAUCUCUACAAUUAUGCAUACCUACUGUUUUUUAAUGUAUAUUAGCCGAAUUGGGAUGUCGCAAACCAUAACUAUUUUAUUGUACUGUAAGUUGAGGAGUUACCACAUUUGUCAUAAACACAUGCCGUCUUUCAAAUAUGUGACCUCGCAAUAUUGUAAAAUUUCAGAACGGCUUGCUCACAGACACGUUUUCAGACAUAGGCAGCUAACAAAAGAUUUACUUUGCUGUGUUAUGUCAUACUUGAUGGUUGGGCAGGAACUCAAGAGACCCAACUUUAUGUAUACGAGCAAUUAAAAAAUCAAUAUAUCCACUUCUUCCAAGAUGUAUCUUACACAAUUAUUCCAUCCUGGAAAAAGAAGAGUUCAAAUACCCCAGAAUACAAAAAGGCAUUGGUGAGUUUAUGUAAACUGCUGAACACAACUGUACAUUUGCGCUUCUUUGUCUAGGAUGAACGAACUUUCACUGGUAACUUGCCCUUGCCGACCAAACAAUCUCCCUGGCUAAGACGUAAACACUCAUUGAAGCCGUUGUUCGGUCUAAGUGCACAACAUAAAAGGCCGCUUGCAAAUGAGUAACUUCUUUGUUUUAUUAACCAAUGUUGUCACAUUCAGACUUCAUGGAAAACUUGAUUAGUAAUAUUCAACCCUCAGUUUAUCUGCAAAUAAGGUGUUGGAACAGAGUUAAAAGGACAUUGCGUAAUUUGACACACUUGAACUCCCUCCUCCAAAAAACGUCUUUAUUCGUAUUCGUCCUUUCAUCUUCAUAACAAGAUUUCACAUAUGUCAUGAAUAAUAUAACAAAACACUUCAGCUGAAAUAGCCGAGAAACUAAGCAAACACACGUGUACUGAACACUCCAGGGAGCAGUUGAGCGUUGG
Molecule: messenger RNA, 5604 nt
Organism: Syngnathoides biaculeatus (alligator pipefish)
Lineage: Eukaryota; Metazoa; Chordata; Actinopteri; Syngnathiformes; Syngnathidae
Gene: slc4a3
Product: solute carrier family 4 member 3
Exons: 23
Coding region: 411-4142 (1243 amino acids)
Biological process (GO): monoatomic anion transport; regulation of intracellular pH; transmembrane transport
Cellular component (GO): plasma membrane
Molecular function (GO): monoatomic anion transmembrane transporter activity; solute:inorganic anion antiporter activity
Source: RefSeq, a predicted model, not a curated record